Molecule: messenger RNA, 624 nt
Organism: Zygosaccharomyces rouxii
Lineage: Eukaryota; Fungi; Ascomycota; Saccharomycetes; Saccharomycetales; Saccharomycetaceae
Gene: GPX2
Product: glutathione peroxidase GPX2
Exons: 1
Coding region: 1-624 (207 amino acids)
Biological process (GO): response to oxidative stress
Molecular function (GO): glutathione peroxidase activity
Source: RefSeq, a predicted model, not a curated record
AUGUUAGCUCUCUCCCCUAGUCCUUAUUUCAGGGUGUUGCGUAGUAUAAGUUCUAAAACUUCAUUCACAUCAAAGUCUAGUAUAGUUGAAUCGCUUAGGCCAUCUACAAAUAAUUCAAUAAGAGCGAUGUCUUCAGCAGCAUCUAAGUUUUACGGUUUGGAGCCAUUGGACAAGACUGGGAAACCAUUCUCCUUCAAGCAGUUGGAAGGUAAAGUUGUCAUAAUCGUUAAUGUAGCAUCUAAGUGUGGUUUCACACCUCAGUAUGCUGGAUUAGAGGAACUUUACAAAAAGUACAAGGAUGAAGGCUUAGUCAUUUUGGGAUUCCCUUGUAACCAAUUUCUAAGUCAAGAACCAGGUUCAGAUGAGCAAAUCGGUGAAUUUUGCAAGUUGAACUACGGUGUGACUUUCCCAAUUAUGAAGAAGAUCGAUGUCAACGGUAAGAACGUUGAUCCUGUUUAUGAGUUCCUCAAGAGCCAGAAGUCCGGUACUUUGGGAAUGACCCGUAUCAAAUGGAAUUUUGAAAAAUUCCUAAUUGAUAAGCAAGGUAAAGUUGUGGAGAGGUUCUCUUCCUUGACUAAGCCUAGCUCUAUUGAACCUAAGGUAAAGGAAUUGUUAGGCAAAUGA